GCCCUCCUCACUAAGCGGCUUUCCUGGUUUCCUCAGCGCGUGUUAGGCCGCCCACGCCUAUGCGAGCCUGAGCUGGUGCCGGCUCCGACUAGCUGGAAGAAGGGGAGGGCCGGGCGGCGCAGGAGCUGAGCAUCGCUGGGCUGGCGGCAGGGCGCGGCCUUUUUUGCCGGCAUCCCCACCUGUCGCAGGCCGAGACGUCCGGUGAAGGCAAAGAUGUUAUCCCGGUUAAGAGUAGUUGUUACUCCUUGUACUUUGGCUUGUCGUCACAUGCACAUAAAAGAGAAAGGCAAACCGCUUAUGUUAAAUCCAAGGACAAAUAAGGGAAUGGCAUUUACCUUACGGGAACGACAAAUGCUUGGUCUUCAAGGACUUCUACCUCCCAAAAUAGAGACACAAGAUAUUCAAGCCUUACGAUUCCACAGAAAUUUGAAAAAAAUGACUAGCUCUUUGGAAAAAUACAUCUAUAUAAUGGGAAUACAAGAAAGAAAUGAGAAAUUGUUUUAUAGAAUACUGCAAGAUGAUAUCGAAAGUCUAAUGCCUAUCGUAUAUACACCCACAGUUGGGCUUGCCUGCUCACAGUAUGGACACAUCUUUAGAAGACCUAAGGGAUUAUUUAUUUCAAUCUCAGACAGAGGUCAUGUUAGAUCAAUUGUGGAUAACUGGCCAGAAAAUCAUGUUAAGGCUGUUGUGGUGACUGAUGGAGAGAGAAUUCUGGGUCUUGGAGAUCUGGGUGUUUAUGGAAUGGGAAUACCAGUAGGAAAACUUUGUUUGUAUACAGCUUGUGCAGGAAUACAGCCUGAUAAAUGCCUGCCUGUGUGUAUCGACGUGGGAACUGAUAAUGUAGCACUCUUGAAAGAUCCAUUUUACAUGGGCUUGUAUCAGAAACGAGAUCGCUCAGAAUACUAUGAUGAACUGAUUGAUGAGUUUAUGAAAGCUAUUACUGACAGAUAUGGCCAGAACACACUCAUUCAGUUUGAAGACUUUGGAAAUCAUAAUGCAUUCAGGUUCUUGAGAAAAUAUCGAGAAAAAUAUUGUAUUUUCAACGAUGAUAUUCAAGGGACUGCAGCAGUAGCUCUAGCAGGUCUUCUUGCAGCACAAAAAGUUCUUAGUAAACCUAUCUCAGAAUAUAAAAUCUUGUUUCUUGGAGCAGGAGAGGCUGCUCUCGGAAUUGCAAAUCUUAUAGUUAUGUCUAUGGUAGAGAAUGGCCUCUCAGAAGAAGAGGCACAGAAGAAAAUCUGGAUGUUUGACAAGUAUGGUUUAUUAGUUAAGGGACGGAAAGCCACAAUAGAUAGUCAUCAAGAACUAUUUGCUCACUCAGCCCCAGACAGCAUACCUGAGACUUUUGAAGAUGCAGUAAAUAUACUACAGCCUUCAACUAUAAUUGGAGUUGCAGGUGCUGGCCGCCUUUUUACUCCUGACGUGAUCAAAGCCAUGGCCCGGAUCAAUGAAAAGCCUAUAAUAUUUGCUUUAAGUAAUCCUACAGCACAGGCCGAGUGCACAGCUGAAGAAGCAUAUACACUUACAGAGGGAAGAUGCUUGUUUGCCAGUGGUAGUCCAUUUGGGCCAGUGAAACUCAAAGAUGGGCGAGUCUUUAUACCAGGUCAAGGAAACAAUGCAUAUAUUUUUCCAGGUGUGGCUUUAGCUGUUAUUCUCUGUAACACUCGGCACAUUAGUGACAAUGUUUUCCUAGAAGCUGCAAAGGCACUGACAAGCCAAUUGACAGAUAAAGAGCUAUCCCAAGGGAGACUUUACCCACCACUUGCUAAUAUUCAGGAAGUUUCUAUUAACAUUGCUAUUAAAGUUACAGAGUACCUGUAUGCAAAUAAAAUGGCUUUCCAAUACCCAGAACCUGAAGACAAGGCCAAGUAUGUUAAAGAAAGAAUAUGGCGAAGUGAAUACGAUUCCCUUCUGCCAGAUGUGUAUGAAUGGCCAGAAUCUGCAUCACGCCCUCCCCUGAUCACAGAAUAGAAGCACUCCCACUGUGAAGUAUUUUCCAUGCUUCAGAACUCCUCUUUUCAGACAAAAAAAGAUAUAAUGUUCUCAGAUUUCUGGUGUUUUAUGUUAUUUUUUUCUCCCCCACCACUCUGCAUGAAUUACUCUUCCCUGUGGAGCUACCCAUCUGUUGGGGAUAGAUGUGUUGUUGAUGCUCACCAAUACCUUUCAGUCAAAUGGCUGUGAUGCUUUAAGUCUAAUUUAUAAUGCAUACCACAUUCUAAGAGAUGUUAAAAAUGUGUUUGUAAAUGUCUUUACUUACAUGUAUUCUUAUUCACACUUGGCAAAGUAUUUGCUAUUCACUGUUAUAGGUAAUAAUCUUCUCUCACCUACUUCUUUUAAGGCUACUAAAAUAGAAACUUACUUUUAUGGAUAUGAGUACAGAAUUUUGAGAGGAAGCCAAAUUUUAACCAAAUUCCAAGGAAAAGCUGUUGCUGUCUAAAAAUGUUCCUUUAUAUCUGCUUUAUCUUGCCUUCAUGUUAUGAAAUUCUUUUAUAGUAGUCAGAUCUAGGAAAAUAUGAAAAUUCUACCCUAUUGUUUGUUUUCUGGAAGUAAAUCAAGGCUUCACAAUAACAUUAUGAGAGAGUAGUGGGAACCACUGCUGCUUUUAGACAAAUAGUCAUUCUUUUCAUCAAUAGUCUAUAACAAUCAUAGUGUAACAUUUCUAUUUAAUAAAAGUAAUAUCUUAAAUUUUAUUGCCUCAGUUAUGCUCUCAUUGUUCAGCUAGAAAUUUAGGUUUGCUUAUUAUGAAAAACAUGUUUUCAUUACUUUUAGAUGAUUCUAGGAGGGAAUAUAGGAUAUUUAAACAUAAAUAUACGUGUAUUAUGACUGCUGUCCUAUGACUUUUAAGAAUAAAUUAGUCAUGCAUCACAUCUAUAUAAGUCAUAUUUAACUAGAGAGACUAUACCCUUAUUCCAACAGUGAUGUUCUUUCUUUUUUAUUUUUUUUGUUACUUU
This is a messenger RNA of Otolemur garnettii (small-eared galago), 2948 nucleotides long. RefSeq names its product malic enzyme 2 (gene ME2). The transcript is spliced from 16 exons. Gene Ontology annotation, molecular function: malate dehydrogenase (decarboxylating) (NAD+) activity; malate dehydrogenase (decarboxylating) (NADP+) activity; NAD binding. Bases 214 to 1968 code for a protein of 584 amino acids. Lineage: Eukaryota; Metazoa; Chordata; Mammalia; Primates; Galagidae. The record is from RefSeq and is a predicted model, not a curated record. Gene Ontology annotation, biological process: pyruvate metabolic process; malate metabolic process. Gene Ontology annotation, cellular component: mitochondrion.